Ilyonectria robusta is the source of this 1461-nucleotide messenger RNA. Its product is annotated as fungal-specific transcription factor domain-containing protein. Gene Ontology annotation, molecular function: transcription cis-regulatory region binding; DNA-binding transcription factor activity. The transcript is spliced from 3 exons. Bases 1 to 1461 code for a protein of 486 amino acids. Gene Ontology annotation, biological process: positive regulation of transcription by RNA polymerase II. Gene Ontology annotation, cellular component: nucleus. The record is from RefSeq and is a predicted model, not a curated record. Lineage: Eukaryota; Fungi; Ascomycota; Sordariomycetes; Hypocreales; Nectriaceae.
AUGAGGAAGAUCCAGAAGGGAGAUGCAACCUCGACUCUACAAGCGCCAUGGCUUUCUAUCAUGUCUACAAGGCAGCCCCCAUUCGCAAGUUCUAAGCCGAACUCUCCUCGUUCGUUACCUCGUUCGUUACCUCGUUCGUUAAUAGACCCGCUUGCGCAACAUCUAGACUAUCGAUCGAGGAGAUAUCUGGACUAUUUUGCAAGUGAUGUUUGCAGGGACCUCGUUCUCUAUGACAUCCCCAAACAUAAUCCAUUCCGCGAGCUGAUUCCGAUGGCCUACCAGCGGCCCAUCUUGUUGCAGACCAUCAUCGCCAGUUCAGCCUUGCACAUGUCAAACGCUUGUCAACGGCCAUCAAGGUCGUCGAGUAUCUUUACAACGAUGGCCUCGACUCCGAGCAGCACAAGCUUACUGAGCUCUCUAUCGAUCGGUCCAUGUAUGACAUCUCGCCCGGAGACUUUCCAUGACGCACUCAGGGCCAAGCAGCAGGCACUUUGUCUGCUGAAGUCUGCUCUCGAGGACAUGGCUUCAGCGGAUGUUGAUGUGAUUCUCGCCGUGGUGCUUCUCCUCAUUGGGUUCGAGCUCAUUGACUCUGGGCGAAGCAGCUGGAUAUUUCACAUCAAUGGUGCGAGAAUAAUCAUUGAGAAGCUGAUCGCAUCCGCCCCGGCGACGGAGAUUGCUUUGAGCCCGCUUCGCAGCUGGUUGGUGUCAAAUUGCUUGGUGUAUGAUCUUCUUGGGUCAUCAUUCGCAAAUUCUUAUCUACCGCACAGUGGUGGGCUAUCGACGACUACCAUGUCACUGCUUCAAGAUGCAGAAGGCAACCAUUGCUCGUCAUUUCCGGCAGCCCUCCUUCCUUUGAUACAGGCAGGGGCUCAACUAUUAAAGAUGAACGACGUUUCCACGUCUCCGGAUACCUUGAUCAAUUUGGGACAUCUCGAUGCGCUUCAUCUCUUACACGCUGCGAAGUCAUUCGACCCAGCUGUCUGGGCCAUCAAUUUACAGCCACGCUCACCGGCUGAUGAUCUCUUCCAUCGGACUAAAAUUGCCUCUGCACACAGGGCAGCUGUAUGUGUCUAUCUCUCACGCAUUAUUCUUGCCCUAUGGCCCAGCACAGUUUUGCCAGAUGAUCUGGAAAUCCUAGCAGCCGAAAUCAUCACCCACCUUUCAAAUAUGCACCCUGGAGAUGCAUUAUUCACAGCAACAGCGUGGCCAGCUUUCAUUACUGGCCUGGAAACGGUUGACCUUACGAAUCGUGCUUGGGUAGUGAGAAGAUUCCAAGAGCUCUGGGAAAUUGAGCCUUGGGGACUUACUAGAGAGGCCCUCGGAGCAUUGAGGACAAUAUGGGAUGGGAGAAAGAAUGAAGAUGCCGUAAAGAGCAGCAAUGACCGACUCCACAAACAGGAAGAGAAUUGGAACUGGAUCGAGAAGCUAAAGAACAUAGGCACCGACUGGUUGAUUGCAUGA